AUGUGCUCGUGGUUCUGGCUUCUGAGCACGAUCGACAAGUGGCGGCGCGGACGUGCGCUUCGUGUGCACGGCACAGACAGGCCCCGCGGUCCCCUGGCAAAGUCGUCCGACGCGCACAACGACAAGCGCUGGCUGGGCCCCGAGGUCCGCCGGACCUACGUGUACAGCGACGAGGACGCGCUUAUCAAGUCGUCGGACGUCGAGGCGCACGCUGCCGAGGCAGAGGCGCGCGGCUUUGUUGUGCGCCGGGAAAAGUUCACCUCGCCGCAUGUUGCACAUGCGCGUGAUGACCCGGAGCGCUACUGGCGUAUUGCCAAGGAGACGUUCACAGGUACCGACCCCGUAGAAGACACCCAGCCCGAGGCAGACGCGGUCAGCCAGCCCGAGGCAGAGGUGACCCUUUAG
Molecule: messenger RNA, 405 nt
Organism: Trichosporon asahii var. asahii CBS 2479
Lineage: Eukaryota; Fungi; Basidiomycota; Tremellomycetes; Trichosporonales; Trichosporonaceae
Exons: 1
Coding region: 1-405 (134 amino acids)
Source: RefSeq, a predicted model, not a curated record